This is a messenger RNA of Pimephales promelas (fathead minnow), 1619 nucleotides long. Lineage: Eukaryota; Metazoa; Chordata; Actinopteri; Cypriniformes; Leuciscidae. The record is from RefSeq and is a predicted model, not a curated record.
CAAGGCCUUUUAUGGAGUGGUUAGGGUGUCCAGCUGACCCACAAUGCACUGCGUCUGCUCGCUAUAUGAGACCCGUUCACCGCAGAGACGCCGCUUCUCUCCUCCACCCGUGAGGCCAUGGCUUCUUCAGCCUCGUCGUUCCAGCGCUCGUCACGUUACAGCACCAGCACCGUCCGGUCCUUCAACACCGACUGCCUCCACCCGAGACUUCACAGUGAGUUUGGAGAAGAAACAUCCAUCAGCUCCAUCACAAACGGGUUCGAACCCGAGUCCUUCAGCCGUUGCCAUGGUGAUGUACAGGAUGAGUCAUCGUGGGCCGAGUCCUUUGGAGGUUACCAAGGUGACCGGGAGUCGUUUGGAGGUUACCAUGGGGACCAACAGUACCACACACCCCAAGGAGGAAACCAGGGCGACUGGAUCCUCGGAGACGAAGUACAGGUGUUUGUGGUUUCAGCGCGCGGCUCCGGUGUGAGCGCGGUCCGAGCGCGGGGAAACCGCUACUUUCUGUCUGCAGACGUCAGCGGGUUCGAGCCUCAUGAAGUGGUUGUGGUGGCGUAUAAUCAGCAUGUGGUUAUUCAUGCGGAGAAGAUCGGAGCAGACGGGAGCGUUGCAGGAAAGUUUACCCAUAAGUCCGUGCUUCCAGCAGACAUGAACCCUUUAUCUGUGAGCAGUGAACUGACCGCCGAGAAGAUGUUGAUUAUCAGCAUCGAACGCAUCCGUGACCCGGUCGUCCAGCCUCAAACUCACCUUUGACCUCUGACCUUCACUUCAGAGAGGAGAACCCGUCAAACUCAAACUCCACCGAAACCACAAAACACAAGCUCAGGGAGGAUGUACACCAAAUCUCAGAUAUGAGUAGAAAUAGACAAGGUUCUAUAUAGAAUCUUCAAACGCUUCAUAUUUAGAACCUUUAGGGGUUCUGGAUCAUUUUCAGGAUUUAGUUUUAUUUAAUUAAUUUUAAUUACAUUUUAUGAUCAAGCAGCUUGUAAACAUACUUUAUCACUUUAUAGAGAAAUCAAUAUAACUCAUUAAACAUGAAAGUGUUAGGUGAUCAUGUAACACAUUUCUCCUUGUAUAGAACCGUUUUGGUAUAAAGAGUUCUUUAAAAUUGAGUCAAGAACCCUAGAGUUCUCUAAGAGCGACUCUGAUUCCUCUGUUCGGACUGAGCUUCAGUGUUUCAGUAAGCUAUGAUCUAUUUCAUCAGUCAGAUGACAUUACUGUAUAUUCACAUAUCACAAACAUCAUCUCAACAAGUCUUUAGUUGGCACCCAAAAAAUGAAAUAGGUUGUUUUGGUUUGCAGAAAAUGAACAUUGGAAUGAGUGGAUUGAUGAUGUGAAUUUGAUCUCUCUUGAGUUUGAUGUUGUCAAAAUGUCACAGUAACACUUUUAUAAUCUAAACCUUGAGAUACACACACUGGAAAAGUGUGUUGUUUUACAAGAAAAUACCAUACUUCAAAAUGUAAUGUUUAAUAAUUCCAUGUUCCAUUGUCGUUUCUUUUUCUUUUCAGUGUGAGUUGCAUAUACAGUGUCUUUGUCAAUGCAAAAUCUAUAUUUAGACCAUUCUCUUUUUCUAACAUGAAAUCAUAAAUCAUCUUUUCCUAAGUGAGCUUGUAUGUUAA